Chenopodium quinoa (quinoa) is the source of this 1671-nucleotide messenger RNA. RefSeq lists its product as uncharacterized. NCBI's taxonomy places the organism in Eukaryota, Viridiplantae, Streptophyta, Magnoliopsida, Caryophyllales, Amaranthaceae. The record is from RefSeq and is a predicted model, not a curated record. Gene Ontology annotation, molecular function: RNA binding. The transcript is spliced from 5 exons. Gene Ontology annotation, cellular component: nucleus. Bases 1022 to 1408 code for a protein of 128 amino acids.
AAACACCCAAUUUUUUCGAAAUCUAUGGGUGAAAACGCCCAGAAUUUUCGAAUCUUCGAAAGAGGAUCGUAAUUUCUAGGCAUUUCAUGUGGAAUCGCCCAAAUAUUUCGAACCGCCGUCCAAGAAUCGAAAUUUCUGGGCGUUUCCUUCUCGGCUGUGCGAAAACAAUGGGCAUUUUUGCCCAGAAUGUAAUUUUUGUAUACAUCCAAAAUUUAUGUUAUUUUGUAGUUUUAUAGGCAAAAUUCUAUACGAAGUGUCUACAAAUUAUUGUUAUGAAAAGAUUAGCAAGACCAUUCUAUUUUACUAUAAUGGUGACUUGUUCUUAAGAUUAAGGAUAAAUAUCUUUGCCAAAAUUUGCAAAAAUCAGAAGGGAAACCAUGAAACUAGGAGAGAAAUCAGAGAAUAUAUAAACCUAGUCACUGAAGAGUAGUAUUUCCUUCACUCGAUGUAAUAAUAAGAUCAUGUUGUUGACUUGUAAACCAUCAUACUCAUAGAAGCUUAUCAAUUAUUCCUAAAAUUAUAUUUAUGAACUUGUGCGUGAUGCAAAAUCAGCAAAUUAUGAAUCAACCUCAUGUAUAGCUUUGAUUAUUCAUCGAUAGUUAAAAUAUUUGAGGUAAAUUUAAUUGGUUUAUAACAAGGGUAGGAACGUAUUUUUAAGUUAUAAAUGUGGGCGUUGGUUGGAGAUUUGAGGACGACGCGUUUUAAAAAAAAAUUCUUCAAAAAAAAAAAAAAAAUUAGUGUAAAAAAACCCGAUUUGUAUUGAAACAAAUAUCCAGUAACCCGUACCCGACUAAAAGAAAAGGUCUUGAGAAUGAACGAAGCCUCCCUAUAUAAUCUCCCAAAACAGAAGUUUCGAAAUUUCCUCCAUUAAAUUAAAGCUUCAAUUUUUCAAUCUUUAAUCUCUUUUUCUUGCUCCUCAAAUUAGUUACUGAACCUUUACUUUGAGAAAAUUUGAUUGGUAUUUUCGGGUUUCCCCAAAUUCUUGUAUUUAUUAGGGUUAGGGUUUGGGAGAAAUUAAACAAUGGCUGCCGUCGAACAAAUUACUGAGGGCGUAAACAAUUUGAGCGUUGUCGAUUCUGGAAAGAAGAAUCGAAUUCAAGUUUCCAACACCAAAAAACCCCUUUUCUUCUACGUUAAUCUCGCCAAGAGGUAUAUGCAGCAACACAAUGAGGUUGAGCUUUCUGCUUUGGGAAUGGUUGUAAGUGUUGCAGAAAUUCUCAAAAAUGGUGGGCUGGCUGUUGAGAAGAAGAUCAUGACAUCUACUGUUGAUAUAAAGGAUGAUUCGAGAGGUCGUCCAGUACAGAAGGCAAAGAUAGAGAUUUUACUGGAGAAGUCAGAGGACUUCGACGAAAUCAUGGCAGCUGCUGCUGAGGAAGCCGAGGUUGCUGCUGUUGAAGAGCAGAGUUGAAGCAGAGGUUUUUCUUGUUUCAUAGGGAUUUGUUUUGGUAGUAACCAAGAUUCUAAGUAGUCGUGUUCUUUCAUUAUAUAUGUCUAGGAAUUUAAUUUUCAAGUAAGCAUGUUGUCAAGUAUUUUUCCCCCAUUAGUGUAGGUUCUUAGAAAAGUUGUGAUCCUGAAAUUUGUUGGUCAUGUCAGAACACUCUAAAUUCAGUUGCUGGAUGUAAUUUUUUUCUUGGGUCAAUGAUAUUGUGGGAUAUAAUUCGUGUUUAUUUA